Molecule: messenger RNA, 1353 nt
Organism: Trichoderma aggressivum f. europaeum
Lineage: Eukaryota; Fungi; Ascomycota; Sordariomycetes; Hypocreales; Hypocreaceae
Exons: 4
Coding region: 1-1353 (450 amino acids)
Biological process (GO): biosynthetic process
Molecular function (GO): pyridoxal phosphate binding; catalytic activity
Source: RefSeq, a predicted model, not a curated record
AUGAGCUCCUUUAAUGCUGAUUCCGGCGUAUUGACAGCCUUGGCAAGUCAGCUACAUCUUUCUGCGACUCUGGAAAUCAAUGAACUUGUUCAUCGGCAGGCAGCCAAAGGGCACAAAGUUGUCCAUCUGGGAUUUGGAGAAGCCACCUUUCCCAUCCAGCAGAGCGUUGUUGCAGCUCAUAGGCAAGCCAGCGAUAUCACUAGCUACCUCCCUGUGGCGGGACUGAUGAAACUGAGAGAGGCUGUUGCCAAGUUUCAAUCUCGCCGUCUUAAUCAUUCAAUUCAUCCACGCCAGGUUGUAAUCGCUCCGGGAUCGAAGCCGUUAUUGUUUGCACUCUUCGAUGUUCUUCAAGGAGAUGUGCUGUUGCCGCGACCAUCGUGGGUUAGCUAUGAGCCACAAAUUCUUCACGCGGGUAAACGAGUCUUUUGGGUUGAAAUGGAUGAAAUGGAUCGCCAUACUAUCACAGAAUCUUCUCUUGAAACGGCUUUUGACAAAGGUGUCAGCGAAGGUGGAAACCCUCGAAUUAUGCUUAUUAACAGUCCAUCCAACCCAACCGGUCAGGCCUUUAGCCAACAAGAGAUCGACAUUAUCACAGCUUUUUGUCGGCGCCAUAAUAUCACUCUCAUUAGUGACGAAAUUUACGCAGAUAUAAGCUUUUCAGAGAAACAUGGCGCUACUCCUUGCUCGGCUUCUCAGUUCAAUGACGGCCAGAAGAUCUUAACCGGCGGACUUUCCAAGACUUAUUCUGCCGGAGGGUGGAGAGUGGGAUAUGCCAUCUUCCCUAACAACGAGUUUGGAGAAAAGCUGCAAUCGGCAGUAUUAGCCUAUGCUUCUGAAUGCUGGUCUGCCGCCUCCGCUCCGGCACAAGAAGCCGCAGCUGUUGCAUUUGCUACCAGCCCAGAGAUGGACUUGUAUCGCAGUCAAAUUGUGGCAUUACACAAACGAUGCACACUGGCCUUGUAUCAUGCCUUGCGUGAGUGCGGUCUUGCAGUUGCAGAGCCAAAGGGUGCCUUUUAUGUGUAUCCAUCUUUCCACCCGUAUACACAGCAGCUUGAGGCUCUUGGCAUUAUAACAAGUCAACAGUUAUCGCACUGGCUUAUUGAAGAGUGUGGUGUUGCGGCUCUUCCAGGGUCCGUUUUCGGGGAAGACGAUGCUGGGUUAAUCGGCGGUCGAUAUCGCUUGCGAAUGGCCACAAGUUAUCUAUACUUUCAAAGCCAUGCUGAAAGAUAUGAGCGUGGAUAUGAAACCCUGUCUUUAGCUUCCGACACGAGUAGCCCUUUGACGCUACCGUUGCUUGAUGAAGCGAUAUUGGCAAUACGGAAUGCUGUAGGAAAGCUCCGUGCGGCGGCAUAA